CUCUGCGCGACCAACACUAUCGAUUGUUGAAAUAAAAAUAAUCGAGUCCGACGACUAUCGACGUACGCAGAAUUGUAAACCAGAAGUUAAUUGCAAAUAAUACGAAUAAUAAAACGCUCCGCGAAGAUUAUUAAUUAAAAAUGACUGGUCGUGGCAAGGGGGGUAAGGGGAAGUUGGGGCGCGACAACGCGACCGACGAUCAAGUCGAUUUAGUGUACGCGGCUGAGAAAAUCAUCCAAAAGCGCGUUAAGAAGGGUGUCGUGGAGUACCGCGUAAAGUGGAAGGGCUGGAACCAGCGCUACAACACCUGGGAACCGGAGGUAAACAUCCUGGACCGCCGCCUCAUUGAUAUCUACGAACAAACGAACAAAUCCUCCGGAACUCCCUCCAAGCGAGGCAUAAAGAAAAAGGAAAAGGAACCCGAUCCGGAGCCGGAAUCCGAGGAGGAUGAGUACACGUUCACCGGAGACGAUGUGGACACCCAUCAAGCCACCACCUCAACGGCUACCCACGAUAAGGAGUCGAAAAAGGAGAAGAAGCACCAUCACCACCAUCAUCACCACCACAUCAAGUCCGAACGCAACAGUGGACGGCGCUCGGAAUCUCCGCUGACCCACCACCAUCAUCACCACCACCACGAGUCCAAGCGUCAGCGCAUGGAUCACAGCUCCUCCUCGAACAGCAGCUUUACGCACAACUCAUUUGUCCCCGAGCCGGACAGCAAUUCCUCCAGUUCCGAGGAUCAGCCACUGAUUGGCACCAAACGCAAAGCCGAGGUGCUCAAGGAAUCAGGCAAGAUUGGAGUGACGAUUAAGACCUCGCCAGAUGGCCCCACAAUUAAGCCUCAGGCCAGCCAGCAGCUAAAUCCCAUCCAGCAGCAGCCCUUCCAGGAUCAGCAGCAAGCGGAAAAGAUUGCCAGCGAGGCAGCAACGCCACUGAAAUCUGAGCUGCAGGCCACCCCAUUGGCCACAGAAGCCAUAAACACAACGCCCGCAGAAUCUGGAGCCGAGGAAGAAGAAGUAGCAAACGAGGAAGGCAACCAACAGGCGCCACAGGUUCCUUCCGAGAACAAUAACAUACCAAAACCGUGCAACAACCUGGCCAUCAACCAGAAACAGCCGCUUACUCCUCUUUCGCCGCGUGCCCUGCCGCCGCGCUUCUGGCUGCCGGCCAAAUGCAACAUAUCCAACCGGGUGGUGAUCACAGAUGUCACCGUAAACCUAGAGACCGUCACCAUACGAGAGUGCAAAACGGAGCGGGGUUUUUUUCGGGAGCGCGACAUGAAGGGUGAUUCGUCGCCAGUAGCUUGAGCUUCGACCCAAACAAAUGUCGGGAAAACGAAACGGAAAACUGAUACAAUUGUAAAUAGACAAACCAAAAUGCGGGAAAGUUGAGAGGGGAAUUAUCCAGAGAAAUCCACACUAAAUGUUGCUAAGCAUUUUCUCUUUAGGACCUAAUUUAUUUAUUGUAUUUAUUUUUAGCGUAGGUUUUAGUUUGUUGUUUUAUUACAAUGUUUAAUGUGCAAGAGUAGUUCGAGCACGCGCAAGUCGAACAUUUACUAAAUGCCUUUAUAUAUACACAUACAACUUCGAUAAUUCGUUUAUCAGCUUUCAAAUAAUUGAAUAUUUUCCUAUUUAAAUUUAAACUUCUAUUCUUUUUUCUGCAAAUCGCACUUUAAGAUCUGGCUGUCAUUUAGUGAAUGGGCGAAUUGAUGCGACUGCUUAACUUGCCAAUGCAAUAGAUUGUAAAACCAGCAUCGUAGAUAAGUAGGUAUGUACAUGCUACAUAUGUUUAUUUACCACAUAUUGUAUAUUUUUUAUAACACUUUGAAUCUGAUUGAGAACAACACAAGACACUCAAAUGCUAAGAAAACUCCAUGCGAAACAGAAGCAAUUGUUGAUUACGCUUACAAAUAUAUACAAUAGAAGAUGCAUAUAUUCGAGUAGUCACCACGGUUGCCAAGUUGGCUAUCCCAAUGUUGUAAUUGUUUAAUAUUAUAUUUCCUCGCGCCGACUGAUUUUACAAAAGAGAGCCCCAAAAACUUAUAUACAUAUGUAGAUUUAAAAAUAUUUUUAGAAUUUAGCUAACCACAACCUCUACGUAAUAUUUAUUUUAACUUGUUCUAUUAACAGUCAUUCAAGGCUCAAGUGCUGACUUUAUGGGUUCAGAGCGGUGCAGUGCACAGAUAAUUCCAAAUCGAGCCCAUAGACUUAUUACUUAAACCCUAUGAUUAUUACACUAUUUUUUCACGCUUUGCAAAAGAAAACUCCGUGGGAAUUGCGGGGAAUUUACAAACUCUUAUCUAUUCCUCAUGGUUUCCGAGCGUGUUUUCAUUUGUCUUAGCUUUUUAUUGGCCAGUUUUAGUUACGGCGUAAAUUCCACACAAAUAAGCAACUCAAAGCGUAUAUUUUGAAGUUUUUAAUAUAGUGUUUAACUUUAAUGUUAUUGCCGGUAUCGAUUGUAAAUAAUAAAUUAAAUAGAAA
This is a messenger RNA of Drosophila erecta, 2483 nucleotides long. RefSeq names its product polycomb group protein Pc (gene Pc). The transcript has 2 exons. The coding region runs from base 141 to 1310 and encodes 389 amino acids. Lineage: Eukaryota; Metazoa; Arthropoda; Insecta; Diptera; Drosophilidae. The record is from RefSeq and is a predicted model, not a curated record.